Molecule: messenger RNA, 4387 nt
Organism: Drosophila guanche
Lineage: Eukaryota; Metazoa; Arthropoda; Insecta; Diptera; Drosophilidae
Exons: 6
Coding region: 375-3950 (1191 amino acids)
Biological process (GO): extracellular matrix organization; cell adhesion
Cellular component (GO): extracellular matrix
Molecular function (GO): cell adhesion molecule binding
Source: RefSeq, a predicted model, not a curated record
UGAUCUUCAGUUAGUCUUCGAACUUUUACCGGACCAGUCGUGUCUGCGGCUUCCACCUGCAGCUCGAGCUCAAGCUCUCAGUUCCUCAGUGCGCCUCAAACGUUAACGGAAUUUUAAACAGAUCCAAGAGACCACUACUCGAAGAAAGAAAAGAAACAGAAACUGAAUCAUUUGCAUAAAGCAAAUAGAAAACGAAACGAAAAUAACUCUGGCAAAAGUUAACUUGGAUUUUGAUCGUUGUGUAUCGUUUCCCCAUCGCAUAUCUGAUAUUUCUCGCGCGCCCCUCCAUCGUGUUUGUUUUGAAAGAAAUUAGUGUAACGAUAUUGGGUUGAUCCAACAAAUAAUUGAUAUUUGAUUCGGUGUUUCGGUGAAUCAUGCGAGUCUCAUUGGCACUGUGGGGCACUCUGUGCCUGUGGGUGGUCACGGCGAAUGCACAGGGAUUUAUUCCGCCACCCAAUGCGGGGCAUCAUAAUGCGCCGCCCUUUCACAACGCGCAUCGCCGCCAGCUGAAUCUGCAGCAGUACAAUCAUCAAAACUUUGUCCAGGCUGGCGUCGAGUUGCCCAUUCCUCACCGCCAGAACCAGCAGCAGCAGCACACACAUCUGCAUCACCAGGCACCGCAGCAGCAUCGAUUCGGGCAGUUCGCACAGCAACAGCAGCCAUCUCCCACCCAGCAGCAGCCCCAUGGAAAUCAGCAGUUCCAACGAUCCACCCAGAGUCAGCUGCAAACGGCUCCUCAAUUCCCUCAGCAGCAGCAGACGCAGCAGCAACUGCCCUCGACUUCCAGCAAUCUGGAUCUGCAUCAUCAGAACUUCUUGGACUUGAGAAACUACGCGGGUUCCCAGCAGCAACCACAGCUGCAGCACCCCCAGCAGCAACAACAACAGUUGCCACAACGCCACAAACAAUUUGAUUCCCGCUUGCAGUCCACAGCCUUUCCGCCACAGCCCUCGAGGGAAACCUACCAGCAACAGCAAACCCAACAGCAGUUUGCCUACCAGCAGCCCGGAUCCCAGCAAUUCGUACCCCAAGUUCUGCCUCAGACCACACAGAAGUUGCCCAGCCAGGCGCCCGUGCCCACCUUCCAGACAAUUCCACAACAGACACCGCAUCCAAUUCAGCAACAGCAGCAACAGCAACAGCAACAGCAGCAGCAUGGCCAGUUCAACUAUCAACAACAGCCAGCCCCUCCGCAGUACCAGUUGACACCCCAACUGGGUCUGCCUGUACCUCUCUUCAGCACCUUGCAAUCCACACCCUUCCCAGCGCAGCCCACGAGAGAAGCCUUCCAACAGCAGCCGCAGCAGCAGCAGCAGCAGCAGCAGCAGCCACCCCAAGGUCAGCAAUUCCAGCAUCAAUUUGUAAAUGCUCCCGCUCAGCACCAGCCAGCAGAUCAGGAGUACAAGCAGAAGCUCAUCCAGAAGCACGAGCAGUUUGUGGCCAAGCAGUACGAGAAAUCGCAGCACAAGGUGCGCCAGCAGCAUGAGGAGUUCCUGGUCAAGCAGCACCAGAUCAAGCAGCACAUCUUGCCGACGAUCAUCACCCAGCAUAAUGGCAACUACCAACACUCCCCCUACGUUGGCGGUCCGCAACGUGGCCGCCCGGUGGCACAUCCCACAGACUACAACCAGUUCAGCAGCGCCCUCCAGCAGUAUUACAAAGAGCAUCCAACCACGACAACGACCACGACGACGACGACAACAACCACUGAGGCCACCACAACGCCCAAGAAGAACAUCUAUGCCCAGGUCAAGUCGGAGCUCGGAAAGUUUCCCAUCCAGAAGGGAACCGGCAAGAAGCCUGUCAAGACCUUUGCCCGCGAUGAUCUGUUGAAGCAGCUGAAGGCAGCCCUUUCAGAGGCACCGCAGGAACCGCUGACCGGCAACAAGACCUACGACGAAAUGGAUCUUCUGCUGCCAAAUGGCCAGAGAGUACAGGUCAUCCGCACCACGGACCCCAACCUCGUGCAGGGACAGAAAGCGUAUUCGCAGGAGCAGCUGCAGAACCUGCUAGCCCAACAGGGGCUCGGAUCAGAGGCCAAGUUGAGCCUAAGCGAUGUGGCUCCCAGCAAGAGUAAGGACCUCGAGCUGCCCGGUGGUGGUAAGGUGCAAAUUCUGCGCUCCCCAGAUCCACAGGAGUCCGAUACCCUCCCAACAGGAUCGCUGCCCGGCGGUGUAGAUCUGUCCAGUCUUUCAGCUCUCUAUGGCGGUGGAGCAGGGGACAUACAGGGAAUUAGCAGUGGAGCUAACAGCAUUGCCAGCUCUGCAGUUAUCACUUCAGAUUCCGAUGAGCCACCCUCCCUGGAGGAGCUGGCCAAGCGCGGACUCAUUCCCGAUGGCUAUGAGAUCGAGGGUCUGACCCCAAAGGCAACGCCUGCGCCUGCUCCGGUGCCAUUGCCGGCCAAGAAGAAGGCCACCUACGUGUACCUCGAGGAGCAGGCCGAUGGCAGCUUUAAGAUCCAAGGAGUCAAGGCCAAUGGUGAGAAGGAGACCAAGCAGACUGGCGCCGAAGUCGAGAGCAUUCUGGAGCGUAUCAGGAGCGGUGAGAUCAAGCUGCCGCCUUCUGUCUCUCGACUAACCCUGCCCAACGAUGAGCUGGUGGAGAUCAAGAGCGGAAAGAUCAUCCAGACCACCCGUGCACCACUUACAACGACCACCACCACAACAACCACCACAACCACCACUCCGGCUCCAUUCGUUUCCAGCGGCACGCCGACCAAUCAUCGCCAGUAUCAUCCCUCUAGGACUUCGACCACCAGCACAACCACCAGUGCACCCUACACACCCCGCUACAGCCCCAUCUACGAGAGCAGCACCACCAAUGCGGCAGCUGCGAGUCUAAUCCGCACCACACCCGCUCCAGUGUACAGCUCUUCGCCGGUUACCGCUUCUUCGUAUCUGGGAGGAGGCUCCGUCUCUACUCACCUUCCGGUGGUUACCGAACGUCUCUCGGAUCUAGCCCACACACAGGAGCUGUUGCCACCUGCGCCUCAGUAUGCUGACGCCCUUGUCCAGGAGACCGAGAAUACAGAGAAGGCGGCCCAGGCUGGUCCGGGUGCAAGCUCCGUCCUCUCCAAUCCAAGCGAGGAUCUGCUGCAGAUAUUGAAGUCGAACGGACUGUUCGCGAUGGCCAAGUACCUCCGCCAGUCGGGCUUGGAUAGCAUUUUGAACGAGACAGGACCCUACACCAUCUUUGUGCCCACUGACAAGGCCUUCAAAAAUCUCCUGGUACAGUUGGGUGGACCCGAGCGCGCCGAGGAGAAAUUCCAAUCCAAUCCAAGGCUACUGAGUGGGCUAUUGCUCCACCAUGUGAUCCCCGGAGCCUUUGAAAUUGCAACGCUGCAGGACGAGAUGACGGGCGUGUCCCUGGCUGGAACCCAACUCCGCGUCAAUCAGUACAAUAUGCACGACCAGGAGUGGAAUGAUGUCACUCUCACCACUAUCAAUGGAGCCAUGGUUGUGCUGAAUAAGAAGGAUAUUAAGAUCCCGCAGGGAGUGGCUCAUGCCGUGGAUCGUGUCAUGUUCCCACUGCCUGUAGGGGAUCUUCUGCAGACUCUGCAAUCUGAUCGCGAGGGUCGCUUUAGCAACUUCCUCAAGAUCCUUUACACCUCAGGACUGUCCGAGAAGCUGCAGAGCAAGGGUGUAAAAACGUACACUGUUUUCGCUCCUGUGGACAAGAGCUUCAGUGAAUUGGAUUCGGACACGCUGGAGAAGCUCUACAACGAUAAGGAAGCCGCCGAGCAGUUUGCCAUGAAGCACAUAGUACCUGGAGCUCUCUUCUCCGCCGGUAUGCGUUUCUACCAGGUUAAGGACUCGCUAUACACGGGCAAGACCGUGAUUCUACAGAAGACGUCUGCUGGGAAGAUCAAGGUGAACGAUGCCCAGAUGGUGACGUCCAACAUCCCCGCCACCAAUGGAGUUAUUCACGCCUUGGACGGCGUUCUUGCGUGAAGAGAUUAAGAACUGGCCAAGGAGAUUAUAUCGGCCUUGUUAUCGCGGUUUUUCGUUUAGCCUUAAGACUUAGAUUAAGCGAGGAGGAGAAGGAGCCUUCAUCAACCACAUCCAAAAUUAUUAGUGAAAUCUUGCCAACGCCUUGGGAGGGCCAAACAAAUUGCCGUCUUUGGACAAAUGGUGCAAACCCGCAAUGAGACAUGAGCAGAUGUACACAAAGAUUUGGUGCUUCCAUGAACUGUCCUGUAUUUUUCUUUUUCGCCUACAUAAAACAGUCAUUACAAAUAGUUCAAUUUAAGAGAAGAGAAAACAUGUGUAAAAAUCCAAGAGUAUGGAAACAGAAUGGGAUCUAAUCUAAGUUCAUAUCUAAUUUAUUAUUUUGGCAUUACUUUAAAUGCAAUUUAAUUUACUAAAUUCUGUAAAAUAAACAAUAAAUA